Messenger RNA from Hevea brasiliensis (rubber tree), 2224 nucleotides. RefSeq names its product S-adenosyl-L-methionine-dependent tRNA 4-demethylwyosine synthase. The record is from RefSeq and is a predicted model, not a curated record. The coding region runs from base 190 to 2142 and encodes 650 amino acids. The transcript is spliced from 8 exons. Gene Ontology annotation, molecular function: catalytic activity; 4 iron, 4 sulfur cluster binding; FMN binding. NCBI's taxonomy places the organism in Eukaryota, Viridiplantae, Streptophyta, Magnoliopsida, Malpighiales, Euphorbiaceae. Gene Ontology annotation, biological process: wybutosine biosynthetic process.
GGCCAUUGCUUACCGUUGGAACUUAAAAACUUGCGAGCACAACACUUUCACCUUCUUCCUCUUCCGUGACGCAGACUCGCUCUUGUUUCUUCGACGAUGAACGCAGCUCUCUACAUUCUCUCUUUAACCCCUGCAAUAUUUCAGUCACUCUCUCUACAAAGCCCAUAGACUUAUAAGAAAAUCCCAACCAUGUCCCUGUCCUCCACCUACGCUCGCUUAACUCUCCUAGCUCUCCUCUCAGCCUCCACCUUCUACUGCUUCUACAAAUCUCGCCGUCUCAAACUCCUGAAAAUCUCCCUAAACCCUAAAGAUAAUCUCAAUGCUAAUCCUAUUAGCUCUUCUAAUAAAGGCAAGCUCUUCUUCAUCUCUCAAACAGGGACCUCCAAAACCCUAGCGCAGCGCCUCCACAAUCUCUUCAAGUUAAACGAUCUCUUAUUUGACCUCAUCGAUAUCAAAGACUAUGAGCCUGAGGACCUUUCCAAAGAGACGGUGGUAAUAAUUAUCGCUUCCACUUGGGAAGAUGGAAAACCGCCUUCAAACGCCAGUUUCUUCGCGAAUUGGCUCGCUGACAGUGCUGAUGAUUUUCGAGUCGGUUCUUUGUUGCUUUCUAAGUGCAAAUUCGCAGUUUUUGGAGUUGGAAGCACAGCUUACGGCGGCACUUUCAAUGCCGUGGCUAAAGAUUUUUCGAGGCGAUUGAGGGAAUUGGGCGCCAACGAGAUUGUUGAGGUUGGGAAGGGUGACGUGGAUGGUGGUGAACUGGAUGGGAUUUUUGACCAAUGGAGUGGGAAGGUGCUUAGGAUUUUGAAGGGAGGUAGCAUGCAGAAUGGACUGGUUUUUAGUAAUGGAUGUACCGGUGGUGAGAGCGAUAACGAGAACAUUGAAGAUGGGUUUGAAAGUGAAGAUGACGAGAAUGGUGAUGUGGAGUCGGGGAUCGUCGACCUUGAGGAUAUUGCGGGUAAAGGGCCUUCAAGGAGAUCUAAUACAGUGGCUGAAGUUAACGGGAAAGCGAAUGGCCAAAAAGAAAUGGUGACUCCAGUGAUCAGGGCCAACUUAGAAAAGCAGGGAUACAAGAUUAUUGGUUCACACAGUGGUGUUAAGAUUUGUCGAUGGACCAAAUCACAACUUAGAGGGCGAGGAGGUUGCUACAAGCACUCAUUUUAUGGAAUAGAAAGUCACAGGUGCAUGGAGGCAACUCCAAGUUUGGCUUGUGCCAACAAAUGCGUUUUUUGUUGGAGGCAUCACACAAAUCCUGUGGGAAAGAACUGGCAGUGGAAGAUGGAUGAUCCCCUAGAAAUUGUGAAUUCUGCCAUAGAUCAGCAUACAAAGAUGAUUAAGCAAAUGAAAGGGGUUCCAGGUGUUACACAGGAACGAUUGACUGAAGGACUCUCUCCAAGGCAUUGUGCUCUGUCACUUGUUGGUGAACCUAUCAUGUAUCCAGAGAUUAAUAAACUUGUUGAUGAGCUCCACCGAAGGCAGAUAUCAACUUUUCUGGUGACAAAUGCGCAGUUCCCCGAAAAGAUAAAAAUGCUAAAGCCUGUCACCCAGUUAUAUGUCAGUGUGGAUGCUGCAACAAAGGAUAGCUUGAAGGCAAUUGAUAGGCCUCUAUUUGGGGACUUUUGGGAGCGCUUUAUUGAUUCGUUGAAAUCUCUAAAGGAGAAACAGCAGCGGACUGUUUAUCGCUUGACACUGGUGAAAGGUUGGAAUACAGAGGAUGUAGAUGCUUAUUUUAACCUCUUUAAAAUUGGACAGCCUGAUUUUAUCGAAAUUAAAGGCGUUACAUAUUGUGGAUCGUCUGCUACAUCAAAGUUGACAAUGGAGAAUGUGCCCUGGCAUUCUGAUGUCAAAGCUUUCUCAGAGGCCUUAGCUCUGAAAAGCAAAGGAGAAUAUGAGGUUGCUUGUGAGCACGUCCACUCAUGUUGUGUCCUCUUGGCAAAAACUGAGAAGUUCAAGGUCAAUGGCCAAUGGUUUACAUGGAUAGACUAUGAAAGUUUCCAUGAUCUGGUUGCUUCUGGAAAACCUUUCAAUAGCAUGGAUUACAUGGCUGCCACACCAUCCUGGGCAGUUUAUGGAGCACAAGAGGGUGGAUUUGAUCCAGAUCAGUCUCGAUACAGGAAGGAGCGACAUCAUAGGUCAAGCCACUGACCAACCAGGUAAAAGUUUUGAAUCAGGAUCAAGUUGUCUUGACUUUUUCAUUUUCCCUUUUUUCUCUGUUUUUUUUUUUUGG